Messenger RNA from Daphnia magna, 1927 nucleotides. RefSeq names its product PDZ and LIM domain protein Zasp. Bases 424 to 1749 code for a protein of 441 amino acids. Gene Ontology annotation, biological process: actin cytoskeleton organization; muscle structure development. Lineage: Eukaryota; Metazoa; Arthropoda; Branchiopoda; Diplostraca; Daphniidae. The transcript is spliced from 11 exons. The record is from RefSeq and is a predicted model, not a curated record. Gene Ontology annotation, molecular function: muscle alpha-actinin binding; actin binding. Gene Ontology annotation, cellular component: Z disc; adherens junction; filamentous actin.
UACUGGGUUGACGAACACAAAUAGAAAUAGAAUCGUGACACAUCGUCCAAGUAUGCCAACAUCUCAAACUGUUAAGUUUUUACACAUUGUGGACGUGAAGAUCGAUGACUAAUGCUUCGUUUAUUUGAUGAAUAUCCAAACCGGAUGAAUGGAAGAAUUCAGAAAACGAUUUCCGGGUCGACUCGAGUGUACAGACUUGUCGCCGGAAUGAGACCGACAGUUCGUCCACCAUUCCCUGCUCAUACAGACUUACAUAUACUGUGAGAAAUCUCCAAUCGGAACUCUCAGUCAUUGAGCCGACGCCAUCCCGACUGGGCGUCUGUAUCCUGACUCGGACAGAGAUUUGAGAGCUUUCGGUGCCAGCGUGCUGUGUUUUUAUUCGUAUCAGUUUGAACAGUUUGUACGUUACAAACAACAGUACCAAUGGCCCACGCCUUAACGAUUCAAAUGUGCCGCUCCAACAACCAACAACCUUGGGGAUUCCGGCUUCAAGGCGGAUUAGAUUUCGCUACUCCCCUUACUGUUUUAAGGGUGAAUAUGGGGAGUUUGGCGGAAACCGCUGGAUUGAAAGCUGGAGACGCGAUUUUGAGAGUGAAUGAUAUCGACGUGAUACGCUUACGGCAUCAGGAAGCGUUGGAUACCAUUUCUCAAGCCGGCAAUCAAUUCCAACUGCAUAUCGGACGAGCUGGAAUAUGGAAACCGCAAGUGACGCCAUUGGCCGAACCCGUCCAAGUACCAACAGGCGAAUCCUUGCUGACUAAAACAUCUUUAGCUCUUCACCAUGAAGAAGCUCCUAGGAUCGGUUCCGCUCACAACACGAAAGCGGCGCCAUUCACUUCUUCCAUCAAGGACGAAGCAAAGACAUUAAAUCGUCAACAGUUCAACACACCUAUGGGUCUGUACAGCGAGGAAAAGAUUGCCGAGACACUAUCGUCACAAGCUGAAGUCUUGUCUCAAGGAGUUCUUGGGAUCAAUUUCAAGAAAAACGAAAAAGUCUACGACUCAUCCAAUAGCCAAGUGUUGAAAAUGCUGCAAGAAAUGGACAAGGAACCGAAAGAUGAGACUGAAGAAGAUCCGGCGGAAGUGACUCAUCGUGCUGUAUCUGUUAAUCCACCGAUUAAAAACCAAGGACCAGCAUCCCAACAGCAACCGUUUGUUGUGCACCAUCCUGUCGUUCAACAGCAACAGCCACCAAAACAACAGCCGGUUGUCAUUCAUCAUCCCAUCCAACAACAACAACAAUUCGCACCGGCUGCAACUGUGACGUCACCCUUUGCUCCAGUGCCGGCCCCUGUGUCACGUCCGGCUGGAGUCCGUUCCGUGACUGCGCCAACGGCGCCGGUCAACAAAAAUUUCAAAGGCCCUGAACCUCCGCAAGCCACGGCCGAAAACCCACGAUGUGCUGAAUGCGAUCGCCUCAUUGUGGGUGUUUUCGUCCGUUUAAAGGAAAAGAAUUUGCACGUCGAGUGUUUUAAAUGCUCAACGUGUGGAACUUCACUCAAAAACGUUGGAUAUUACAAGAUCAAUAACAAAUUGUAUUGCGAUGUUCACGCCAAAUUGGUGGCUAGUCAUCAACCACCGGCUCCUGAUUUGACACCCAUUACAGUGAAACCGGGAGCACCAGUACCAAAGAAUGCAAUGACAACUGAAGUGGCAGCCAAACAGCUGGGCGCUUCUCUGAUUUCUAUGGCGACUGGAGCACCUCCCGUAGGGGGCGUUCGCAUCUUCCCGCCAUCUUCAUUCAAAUAACAAUAAAUUUUCAAAUAAUUUAAAACUUGGAGAAAAAAACUAUUCACGCACGUCAAACCCGGCCAAAUCCCAAUCCUGCUCCUUCUCUACCCAACGCAUAACUUGAUGCCUGCGUCCUUUUAAAACUUUGUAAUAUAAUUACACAUAAUAAUAAUAAUAUACUUUACUUUAACAAACA